Molecule: messenger RNA, 531 nt
Organism: Parnassius mnemosyne (clouded apollo)
Lineage: Eukaryota; Metazoa; Arthropoda; Insecta; Lepidoptera; Papilionidae
Source: the annotation of a GenBank genome assembly
AUGGCGAGCACCGAAGGGGCCACUUCUAGUUUCUGGGACGAACUAACGAGCCCUGUUAAUUUAGUAUUAAUUGCUAUUAUUGUGUAUCUUCUUUACAAAAUCCUAAGGUCUCAUUUUGAAACAGUGACACCAGCGGCGCCUCCACCGCCGCCUAUGCCGAAGCUUCGUAAAGAUUUAACAGUUGCUGAAUUAAAAAAAUAUGACGGCACAGGACCUGACGGCAGAGUACUUUUAGCAGUAAAUGGUGUGAUAUUUGAUGUCACAAGAGGAAAGAGAUUUUACGGACCUGGUGGUCCAUAUUCGGCUUUUGCUGGUAGAGAUGCUACUCGCGGCUUAGCUACCGGACAAGUAGCAGCCGGAGACAAGGAGUAUGAUGAUGUCAGCGACUUAACUGCCGAUGAAAUCGCUUCAGCCAAAGAAUGGGAGGAACAGUUCCGAGAAAAAUAUGAUAUCGUAGGACGGCUACUAAAACCGGGAGAGACGCCAAAGAUAUAUAGCGACGAUGAAACUGAGGAUAAAAAGUCGCAGUAA